Nematolebias whitei (Rio pearlfish) is the source of this 1122-nucleotide messenger RNA. RefSeq names its product rho guanine nucleotide exchange factor 2. NCBI's taxonomy places the organism in Eukaryota, Metazoa, Chordata, Actinopteri, Cyprinodontiformes, Rivulidae. Gene Ontology annotation, biological process: regulation of Rho protein signal transduction; positive regulation of neuron differentiation; cell morphogenesis. Gene Ontology annotation, cellular component: ruffle membrane; cytoskeleton. The record is from RefSeq and is a predicted model, not a curated record. Gene Ontology annotation, molecular function: guanyl-nucleotide exchange factor activity; microtubule binding.
GACAAGUCUCCAGUCGUCUCCUUGAACAACCUGAUAGUCAGAGAAGUAGCCAAUCAGGAGCGAGGGAUGUACCUGAUCAGUGACUCCACACCUCCAGAGAUGUAUGAGCUGUUUGCUACAUCCAAAGAAGACCGCAAGACCUGGAUGAUCCGCAUCCAGCAGACCGCUCUCAGCUGUCCCUCCAGGGACAAGUUUCCACUUAUUGAAACUGAAGACAAAGCUUUAGUACGCCGGCUCAGAGCUGACAUCCAGCAGAAGGACAGGGAGGUAUUGGAACUCCUGCAGGAGCGCGUCACCCUGUUUUCAGACCUGGUGCAGGCGGCAGCUCGAGGAGAAACAGAAGAGGAGCGAGGUGUGGAGGUUAAGACCUCCACCUGCAGAAACUUGUUUCGGGCUGACACUCCUCAUGCCCCCAAAGCUGAGCCACUCCUCCUAGCUGCCAUGAGUGAAGUCGACAGACUGGCUGUCCUGCUGUCCCAGUCCAGCUCCCUGAGGUCCUCCAUGAGCAACGGCAACCAGGAGAUUCGCAAUGGUGACUCUGGGUCUCUGAACGGUUCUGUUAAACUCAACAACAGCUCUUCGAAGGACACAAAUGGUAACCAGCUGCAGGAACAAAGCCUGAACGAGGAAAUCCAUCAGCGACUGGUCAAUGUGAGCACGCAGCUUCAUGCCUUGCAGAGAGUCUGCCGAGGUCCUCUUUUGCGUCGCCAUGGUGUCCAGGAGUGCAUCCUGCUGGUGACCCAGCGAAUAACAAAGUAUCCUGUCCUUAUCCAGCGAAUUCUUGACAACACCAAAGGUUGUGAAGAUGAGAUCCUGGCUCUGAAGAAGGCCUUAAUUCUUCUAAAAGAAUUGAUUAGCUCAGUGGACCAAGAGGUUCUGGAACUGGACCGAACAAGGAGGCUGCAAGAAAUCCAGGCUCGUUUGGACCCUCGGGCUCAAGCUGAGGUCCAGGGAGGAGGAAUGUUCAAAGGAGGAGAACUGCUGAGGAGGAAACUUCUCCAUGAGGGAACCCUCCUCUGGAAGGUCCAGGGAUCCAGAAUGAAAGAUGUGCAGGUGUUGCUGAUGUCAGACAUAUUGGUUUUUCUUCAGGAAAAAGAUCAAAAGUUCACCUUUGUUUCACAU